AUGAUUUUAACACUACUAUUUUAACAGAAGAGGAUCUAACUGAUGAGCAAAUUGUUCAACUAGUUUUGGAAGAAGAAAAAGAUAAUAGUGAAAGUGAUGAUUCCGAAGUUGAAACUUCUCCAAUUUCUAUUAAACAAG
Molecule: messenger RNA, 138 nt
Organism: Racocetra persica
Lineage: Eukaryota; Fungi; Glomeromycota; Glomeromycetes; Diversisporales; Gigasporaceae
Source: the annotation of a GenBank genome assembly